AAAGCGGAGAUGUAAACAAAGAGGCUGGAAGCGGAACCGAGCCGAGGCGGCAGUGCAACUGGAUGUAGCUUCUGUGAACCGACGCGUCCGGACCUGAGGCUGACUGUGGAGGAGAAGCCACUCCGAAGCGAAUGAAGAAAUACCUAUUCCUUCACUUCACAUAUCGAGGCCCGCUGAGAAAAGGAAAGAAGAGUAAAAGAAGAAAAUGGAGUAUAAACUGCGAAAAGCAGAACCCAAGGACGUGUCUGAUAUAUUACGACUCGUAAAGGAGCUUGCAAAAUAUGAAGCCAUGGAGCAUCAAGUGGCUCUGACUGAAAAGGAGCUCCUUGAGGACGGAUUCGGUGACACCCCGUUGUACCACUGCAUCCUGGCCGAAGUCCAAGGAGAGCAGAGCGGCGAAGAUCCGAAGGUGAUCGGCUUUGCCAUGUACUACUUCACCUACGACCCCUGGAGCGGCAAGCAGCUGCACCUGGAGGAUUUCUUUGUGAUGGAGGAGUACAGGGGUCACGGCAUCGGGUCGGAAAUCCUGAAGCAGCUCAGUGAUCUGGCGAUGAAGACUCGCUGCCACGGCAUGCAGUUCAUCGUCGCAGAGGACAACGAGCCGUCCAUCAGCUUCUACAAGCGGCGCGGCGCCGAAGACCUGUCCACGGCGGAGGGCUGGAGGCUCUUCAGGUUCACCGAGAACAGCCUCUACAAGAUGGCCGCGUCCACCGAGGAGUGAAGUCCCGAGGAGGACGAGGAAGAGGAGUGAGAGUUUGACGGGAGUCACAGACAGAGACUUGAGUUUAUUCCACCAAAGUUCACUGCUGAUGCUUUUUGACAGCCGAGUCUCGUCUUUUCUCUCCACUCAAACUCAAAAUGAAUUGCAGUAGCUGAGCUUUUAAAGGCGCAUUAAUCAUCCCAAUAGUCUGAUUCUCUAUAUCGAGUAAAUCUUAGCACUGCCCUUUAACCAUCUUUCACUUGUUGUUGCUCUUACUAAGAAAAUCGAUGUGUAAUGCUCUUUUUUUUUGUCUUAACCCUCCUGUUAUGUUCAAAUUUACAAACAUCUUUUAUGUUUGGGGUCCCAGCAGUUUAAACCUCCACAAAAUUAUUAUAACUAAAAUUGUUACCAAAGUUUAUGUGUCAGGUACUUUAUGUUUCUUUGUUGACAACCUAAAUAGCCCUUUAAUUAACCCCCCCUUUUAUAUUCCUUUGUUGUUAUUGGUGCUGAUAACUAAGUGUAUGGUAAUGCUUUGCUUUAGCUUUUGCAAUAAAGGAUGAAGUUAUUCACCA
Myripristis murdjan (pinecone soldierfish) is the source of this 1272-nucleotide messenger RNA. Its product is annotated as diamine acetyltransferase 1. The record is from RefSeq and is a predicted model, not a curated record. Lineage: Eukaryota; Metazoa; Chordata; Actinopteri; Holocentriformes; Holocentridae. The transcript is spliced from 6 exons. Gene Ontology annotation, molecular function: spermidine binding; diamine N-acetyltransferase activity. The coding region runs from base 206 to 721 and encodes 171 amino acids.